Messenger RNA from Hevea brasiliensis (rubber tree), 1675 nucleotides. Its product is annotated as 7-deoxyloganetin glucosyltransferase-like. The transcript has 2 exons. Lineage: Eukaryota; Viridiplantae; Streptophyta; Magnoliopsida; Malpighiales; Euphorbiaceae. The coding region runs from base 118 to 1560 and encodes 480 amino acids. The record is from RefSeq and is a predicted model, not a curated record. Gene Ontology annotation, molecular function: UDP-glycosyltransferase activity.
UUUAUUUUUUAAUCGAUUGAACUGUCCAAACUAACACAUCUUUUGCUUGUGCUUGUGUUAUAAGAAGCAGCAUUUAGCUCCAUUUUCCCUAAUCAAAUUCGCUUCACAUAGAUACAGAUGGGAUCCUUUGCAUUUGGCAGAGACGAUAAACCUCAUGCUGUUUGCGUUCCAUAUCCAGCUCAAGGUCAUGUAAAUCCAAUGCUCAAGCUAGCAAAAAUGCUCCACUCCAAUGGCUUUCAAAUCACUUUUGUCAACACAGAGUAUAACCACAGACGCUUGCUUAAGUCUAGAGGCCCCAAUUCCCUUGACGGAUUGCCAGAUUUCCACUUUGAGGCUAUCCCUGAUGGCCUUCCACCAUCUGAUGCCAAUGCCACGCAAGACAUCCCUUCUCUCUGUGACUCCACCUCCAAGCACUCCUUAGUCCCAUUUCGUCAUCUUCUUUCCAGACUCGAGUCUUCCAAUAAUUUUCCUCCGGUUACCUGUAUUAUUUCUGAUGCUUGCAUGAGCUUUACUCUUGAUGCAGCUCAAGAAUUUGGGAUUCCUGACGUACUCUUCUGGACGCCCAGCUCUUGUGGCGUUUUGGCCUAUGCACAUUAUCGUCAUCUGAUUGAAAGAGGCUUAACCCCUCUUAAAGACGAGAGCUAUCUAACAAAUGGGUACUUGGAGAAAACCAUAGAUUGGAUUCCAGGAAUGAAAAAUAUUCGCUUAAGGGAUCUUCCAAGCUUCAUCAGAACUACCGACAGAAAUGACAUCAUGCUCAAUUUCCUUGCAAGGGAAAUCGAGAGAACUUCAAGAGCUUCUGCUGUCAUUUUGAACACAUUCGAGGCCUUCGAGAGAGAUGUGUUGAAUGUCCUCUCCACCAUGUUUCCUCCUAUUUACACUAUUGGUCCUCUUCAGUUGCUUGUUGAUCAGAUCCCAAACAGCAACUUGAAAAGCAUUGGUUCAAAUCUUUGGAAAGAACAGCCAGAGUGUAUUGACUGGCUUGAUUCAAAAGAACCAAACUCAGUUGUGUACGUAAAUUUUGGUAGCAUCACUGUAAUAAACCCACAACAAAUGGUAGAAUUUGCUUGGGGGCUAGCCAACAGCAAGAAACCCUUUUUGUGGAUAAUAAGGCCGGAUCUUGUGGUUGGCGACGCUGCCAUGCUGCCACCCGAAUUUGUCUCUGAAACGAAGGAUAGAGGCAUGUUAGCGAGCUGGUGUCCACAAGAGCAAAUCUUGAAGCAUCCUGCAAUAGGAGGAUUUUUAAGCCAUAUGGGGUGGAACUCGACAUUGGACAGUAUUUGUGGAGGUGUGCCAAUUAUUUGUUGGCCAUUUUUUGCAGAGCAACAGACCAACUGUUGGUUUGCUUGCAAUGAAUGGGGUGUUGGGAUGGAGAUUGAUAACGAUGUAAAGAGAGACGAAGUGGAGAAGCUUGUGAGAGAGUUAAUGGAUGGAAAGAAGGGUAAAGAAAUGAAAAGUCAGGCAAUGGAUUGGAGGACCAAAGCAGAGGAGGCCACAAUACCAGGUGCCUCUUCUCACAGAAAUUUGGACCAACUGGUCGAAUUUCUUCAAAGAAAGUAAGUUGGAAUUUGUAAUGGUAGAGCAGAGUAUCACUCUCGCUUGAUGACCUAGUUUGUUUCGAGUGAAUGUUUGUUCUGUAUUUUUACUGUUAAAAAUCUGUCAUUCAAAAUAAGCA